AUGUCCAGUGGUGACGGAGCGGUCUGUGCGGAUGGCUCGUCGGCUUCCUACCACCGUCAACCAGUUGCUGCUGUUGUCGGAGCGGCUGGCAGUCAAGUUUCCGUUAUGGUGGCCAGCAUGCUCCAGCUUUUCAAGGUAUUCCUUUAA
This is a messenger RNA of Cooperia oncophora, 147 nucleotides long. Lineage: Eukaryota; Metazoa; Nematoda; Chromadorea; Rhabditida; Trichostrongylidae. The record is from the annotation of a GenBank genome assembly.